Salvelinus fontinalis (brook trout) is the source of this 2251-nucleotide messenger RNA. RefSeq lists its product as uncharacterized. The record is from RefSeq and is a predicted model, not a curated record. The transcript has 2 exons. Lineage: Eukaryota; Metazoa; Chordata; Actinopteri; Salmoniformes; Salmonidae. Bases 270 to 1274 code for a protein of 334 amino acids.
UUUCCUUUCUGUUUCCUUCUUAGGUUUCUAGUAACGUGGAAUCAAAUGAAGCAUCUAAUUUCUCUACCUGGAGUGAGGAAAACAUCUCGGCUACAGACAGCAACUCUUCAGACAGGAGCUCCUGCACUAAAGAAGACUCUGAGGCACGUAAACCAGCCAAGAGAACACGCCAUUCUAGUGGUGUGGUGAAUGAACCAUCUGAUCUGUCUAACUUCUGUGAUGAAAACAACCCGGGGACUGAGAUCAGGCCUUCAGACGGCAACAAAGACAUGAACAUCCAAACAGACUCUGGGGCUCAUAAUCCAGCUAAGAGGAUAUGUCGGAGGGUGCCUGAUAUGUCAGAGGGUGCAGUAGCAAGACGUGGGAGUGGAGAGAUGGCUUCCUGUUCCCGUCCCAAAGUGCCAGGAUCCACUCCAGAUUACACACACUGCUUGCACUGUCAAGGUCUGUACAUUCGAAAGUCGCUAUGGAAACAUGUCAGAUACUGCCCUCUGAACCCCAAAGCUGAAGAACCAAAACCUGGACAAAAGAUGAGGUUUCAGUCAGCAAUGGUGUUUAAGUUGUGUCCUCAACCCGACUACGUCAGCACAGGUCUUUGGAAGAUAGUUUGUGGUAUGAACUCCGGCCAAGUUUCAUUUGUGGUAAGAAAUGACAAAUGUAUCCUCCUCAUGGGAGAAGAGAUGUACAACAAACUACCGCCAGAUGACAGAAGAAAUAAAUACAUCCAACAAAGAAUGAGAGAGGUGGCAAGACUCCUCAUCACGGCCAGGACGUGUACACCUUUGAUGUCCUUUGAGGACCUGGUCAUACCUAGUAAUUUACCUCACGUCAUCACGGCAGUGAGAGCUGUUGCUGGCUACAACGAGGAGAACAAAACGUACGACUGUCCCACGCUGGCUGUUCAAAUGGGAUACAACUUAAUGAACAUUGGCAGCGCUGUGGAAUCCUCUGCACUGACGUCAGGACAACACAAAGUCGCGGAGUCUGCUGGCAAAUUCAAAAGUUUCAAGUGGAAUGAGGUUGUUUUGGCUGGAGCACUGUCCACUCUCAGUGAACCCAAAAAUAAAUGUACCCAGCCGACCCGUCGCACAGGCGCCCAGCCGACCCGUCGCACAGGCGCCCAGCCGACCCGUCGCACGGGCGCCCAGGUGACCCAGGGCCCAGCCGACCCGGCGCACAGGUCCUCAGCCGACCCGGCACACAGGCGCCCAGCUGACCCGGCGCCCAGCCGACCCGGCCGUCAGGCACCCAGCCAACCCGAAGAAACACUGUGAGAUUAAAGUGGAUCACUGAUGAGGUAGCAGCAGUAGAGAAACACAUGAUGCCGUUCAUAAAGAGUAGCCGAGUUCCUGAAAAGAGGGACUGCCUCGAAGUCCUCCAGUCAGAACCUGUGGCGCUCAAAAGCAGAGACUGGUCUCCCUAGUUCUAUGUAAAUAGAGUCAAACAGAGACAGAGUACUGCAGGGAACUUGGGAGACCGCGGCCCAGACGGGGACUUCAAAUCAGGUCCAGAGACUGUCAAUGCAACACCUUAGCCAUUGUGUUUCCCAGUCAGACUUCCAACCAGCCAGGGAUUCGAACCAGCGACUUUGUGUGUGUGGUGGGGGGUUACAGGUACAAUAUUUAAAUUCAUAUUCUGUUCAUAUAUUUUAUAUUUAUUAGUUCACACAUUGUACCUGUGGGCUGCCACAAAAAAAUAAAUAAGAGGAAAUUAACUCCACCAUUUCCUGGUUGCUAAAAAUCUAAUAGUUAACCUAAUUUUAGUUCGUGACAUCACAAGCAAGUCUAGUGUAGACUACAGGAUCAUUGUACUAUCUAAACCGCUGUGAAAUAUAUUUUCCAUAACCAAAAAGAUUGUAUUUUCAGCUGUUUUGAAGCUGGUGAACAAAACUUGAAAGUAAAAGACGCAAAAAACAAAACUUAAGAACGGGAAGCAUAGAAAUAGUGCACAUAGAACAGAUCUACCGGCUUCCUAGACUUUGCUUUCAAUGAGAGUGACAGAUCUAUAACUGUAAGUAGAUAUGCAGUCCUCCAUGGGGAUCUUGAGAGGCAGUAGGGCUGAUUUUUGGUUUUGAUUAAUUUUGUAAUUUGAGAUUAAAGUGAAUGUAUCUAUGAUCUUCAAUGCAUUUGGGAGCAAUAGAGAUACAUUGUCUAGAUAUAGUACAAUAUCGUCUGCGUAUUGGUGUUUUUACUUUGAUGAAUUGCCUGGGCCAGUGGUUCCAUGGAUAAUAAAAUAACAAAGGAGAAAUUGA